Vitrella brassicaformis is the source of this 3242-nucleotide messenger RNA. NCBI's taxonomy places the organism in Eukaryota, Vitrellaceae. The record is from the annotation of a GenBank genome assembly.
CGCAGAGCGAUUUGGUGCUGCCCCGAUCCUUCCGCUCUGAGUCAUCCCCCUAUGUGCUGGCGCGAUUCAGCCAGGGAAAUCAUCCAUCCGCUACAUCUGAGCAGCUCCGCAGUUCAGUAGCCAGAGUGCCAUCCAAGGACCGUUGACCGCAUCACACAGGUAGAGCGGAACGGAGAAGGAAGGCCAUCGCCAGAAACUGACGAUUGAUUCAUGGAAUUCCCUGCGCAGAUGUGUGUGACGUGGCUUCGGAGCUGGAAAUAUCAUGGCCGUGGAGUAAGUGGCCGUGGAGCAAGAGCAUGACGACGGAGGUGAGCCUUUCCGGCAGUGCUGUGGACAGAUUAUCCAUCUGCAGCUCUCGUUUGUUGCUCUUCUCCUCAGGAUUCGCCUGUUGUCACUCUCACGGCCAUACGCGCCCGUGUAGCUGCCCUUCAGGAACAGCUGGAGGAGCUCCAUCGCAAGGUGGCCACAAGCAAUGAGUGCACUGUGCAUUAGAGGCUCUUCAAUUUCUGCGCUUGUGUUGAGCUCGUCAGGUGAAGCGUGUGCUUGCGCUGAAGAGUGUGAUCGAACACUCGUUCCAGACGGACGGCAGCCGCCUACAGGUGAGAGAGCCGCACCAAAUGAGGCACACAGACAAGAUGAACACUUACACAUCGAUUCUUGGCUCUGCUGUCAGGAUGUCCGCGCCCAUUAUGCGGGCCUUAGCGAGGCACUCACGAAGAUUGCAAAUGGCGACAGACGCGAGAGCGAGGUUCUUUCUCUCGUCCGUCAAGCGUUCACCCAAUGCGACGCGAUAUCUGCCAUCUCAUGGGCACCGGUAUACAGACUCGCAAGACACUGCGCGGGGCAGCUUCAUCCUGACACUUUUUGUCUCUCUGUCUGUCUGUCUGUCUGUCUGUCUGUCUGUGUAUGCAGGACUUCUUCGUCUGCCCUCUCCUGACCCUCCCCGAGCCGUGCAUCACCAGCUACAUUGGUCCCUUCCUCGGCACACAGUCCAUCGUCGGCAGCCUCUCCCGCACCCACACAUCCCUCCACGCCCUCUCCCACAACCCCGCCAUACACACCAACAUGCACCUGCAGACGGACGAGUACCCCGGAAUCGUGAUUACCAAGCAGCAGAUCGCGGCGUGGGGCACGGCAUUGAGCAAGGUCACGCGGGCCACCGUCCUGUGUUGGCCGACUAGUGCGGUGUUGGAGCUGCUGGAGCGCGCGAGCAACGUUCUGGAAGAGCUCUACGCCUCGGAGCCCUGGGAAACUCCUAGUCACCUCGCCGCGCCACUCGCUGACAGGGGACUGAGAGAAGACAGAAUCGUCUUCCCGAAGCUCAUCCGGGCUGAGGUGGCCGGCGAGUGGAUUACUGUUGCCCACAGACGCAACUGGGAACCAACGUAAGAAUCGAGGACAGCAUGGACGCACACUCCGACCCCACGUUUCUGUCUUGUUCCUUCCAUCACUGGCCUUCAGGGCUCCGAAGGACCUCAGUGUUCGCCGCGUGGAGUCAUGGUCGCAUGUGGUCGGCACAGGAGCGUGGUUGGCAGGGCCAGGGCCGCACAGUUUGACCUUGAAGGCGCGCUUUGCACACGGGGUGGAGUUCGACAUGGUGCGCAACCUCUUGUGGACACGUUUUAGGUGAGGGGAAGGAAGAAUGUAUGUGUACUUAUCUGUGCCUCUAUGCAUUCAGGAGACUGGUGGGGGUAGGUGUGGAUUUGAAAUUGCAUCGACGUGAGGCGAUCAGGAACCCGCCACUGACAGCCGACAUGACACUCGCUGGGGUGCCUUACGGAGAUCCCAGAUCGGCCGAUAUUCGUCGUCUUUCCGCGUAUGCAAAGACCCCCUUCCAGCAGAGGACAGGAGAGGCCAUGCAGCUGGAGGAGCUUGGCGUCGUGGUUAACGAGAUCCAUGAUACAAUGCUUGCCGUAAGCGCGAAACAACGCCAGCACUCUCAUAGUCCAAAGACACCAGCACUCUCAAAAUGUGCCUUCUGCUGCUGCUGCUGCUGCUGUGUGUCAGGCCGUGCAGGUGCUCCGGUCCAGGCAGUUGGCGCCUCGUGGGAAGGUCACCUUCGACGUCAUGCCAAGCGUCGAAUUCCACACCAUGGACAUCCUACGUUACCUGGAGGCCGACCCGUCCAGUGCUGACACCCUCACUGAGCUCGCCCUUUGCGUCAAGUCUGUCGCCCUUCCUUCAGGGCUGGCACAAGGCCAGACCGUCUCAUCUGCUGCGCCCUAUUGCCUGCCCCAGCUGGUGUUCUCGCGUGCCACCCAGCUAGAGCUGCAGGGGUGCGGGGCUGCCUCUGAGCCACUACCCGCCUAUUUUCUAGAGCACAUAUGUGAUCGCCACUUCCCUCGCAUCACCACACUCGACCUGGGAAAGGUAGAGGGGGCCAGAGAGGAGGCAGCCAGGAAGGCCGUAGACCUGCCGUCGCUCAGAGAGGUGCGUUUUGAGACGAAUCGAUCGCCGCUGUGCCUGAGAGGGUGCCAGAAGGGGCUCCCUCUUGUCCAUGUCAAGGGCUCCUACCGUGCGAGUGGUGCUGGUGUGUGGUCGCUGUGGGAGGGCGGGGAUGAGGGCGCUGAGGACGGGCAUCAGCGAGGCCUAGAGAAGCGCAUACGCAAGAUCACUAUCACUGUCAGACAUCCUGAGGAAGAGCCAGAGGGGGCGCUGCCAGGUGUAGCUCAGGCUAUCUUGCCGGUCUGCCUGCGGGCGAUCGACAGGUGCCCCUUCCUCGACUGCAUCACUAUCUCUCACCCUCAUCGCCAGUUAAGCCCACUCGUCCCUGAGUCAGCCAGGAAGGAGCUACAGUCACGCGGCUUUGUGGCAGUGAGGACACUCAAUAUCUGGAUGCUGUGUCGCGUGCGUGACUGUGUCGCGCACGGGACACAGCGGACAACAGAGGUGUCUGUGUGUGCCGUGUUGAUGCCUCGCAUGGCAUUGGACGACAGUGUGUCUCUGAAGGAGGAAGGGCUGCUGCAAGUGCAUCCACUUGCGGCCCGGUACCUCGAGCCAGAGAUGCGAGAGGAGUUGACAGAAUUUGUAAGCGACAUAUACCGGAAUAGAUGGAAUAGACGAAGAUGGUGGCGCAAUUUAAGGGACGGGCUGGUGGGGGUGGAUGGAUUGAGGGAUGCAGGUUUGGCUGGCCAGUGAGACAGACGUCCAUGUGUGUAUGCAUGACAUUAAUGUCAUGAGACACUGCUUUUGUACAGACAGAAAUAGUAAAGACGACUUUCUGCAAUGAUGUUCACUGCCCG